CCGAACCGGAAACAGGCCGCGCGCGGCUUCACCGUCGAACACCGUCGUCCUCGUCAUGUCCCUCGCGGUGGUAGCCCCGCAUCGCGCGCCCUCCAUCGACCCCGCGCUCCGCGCGUUCCUCGCGGAGUGCCUCGACGGCACCGACGUCGAUGGCGACAUCGGGGAGGUUCGAUCGGUCGACGUUCCGGACCUGCCGCGCGCGCUGUCCUUCGACGACGCGGACGUGGACCUCUCCGGGAUCUGCGCCUGGCUCGAGGGUGACGUCGGGCUAGCGACGAACGACGACGACGACGACGACGACGACGACGACGACGACGCGCGCGCGCUCGCGUCGACCACCCCGCGCGCGUCCUCGACGUCGAAGAAACGCGCGCCACCGGGUUCGCUCGAGCACGACUCGGUUCGCGCCCCCCCCGCGCGCACGUCGGGCGACAAGCGGGGCAGGCGAGGCGCGCCGGCGACGCCGUCCCGCCGCGACGAACUCACCGACCGCGGCUCCGUCGAGUACUCCGAUCCAAACUCCGACCCGAGCUCUGUGGAAACAAACUCCGAAGGCGGCGACCCUUCAAAGGAGGCUCGGCUGCGACGCAACCGCGCGUCCGCCGCGCUGAGCCGCCAGCGCAAGCGUUUGGAGCUCGUGCACCUGCGACGUAGGUGCGCGGAGCUUGAGCGCGCGGUGGCGCACUUUCAGUACGUCGCGCAGUGCGCCUCGGCCGAGAACGUCGACUUGCGCCGGCGCGUCGACGGCGUGACCGACGAGGUCGCCGGAUCGAACCCCGUCGUCGCCGCCGUGAACCCCGUGACGCGCCUUCCGAUCCCUCGGAUGGCGCCGAUUCAUUCGAGCACGACGCGGGGGCGAAGGACGGGUGCCGCGGACACAGGGGCGGGUCACGCGGACAUCGACGGGGAGGACCGGGGCGGGGCGCUGAGCGGAGCGCCAACCGGGACGGGGUGUAUAGGCGAAGAACCCUUCGGCGCGGACGACGCGGCGUAUACCUUAUGCGAUAUGCCACGCGUGGAGUCGCGUCGACGCCGAGGGGCAGCCUCGCGGAGUAGGCGACGGGUUGAAUGCGGGGUUUGGUGCCGGCCGACACAGCUGGCGCACGGCUGGCGGGGAUGUCGACGAGCAGAACGAGGGGGACGCGAGACGAGGCUGCGCGCGACGGGAUCGGUCCCGAACGCGCCGCGCCGCGCCGCUCUCCCUCUUCGCCGUCGACUUCACCGCCGCGUCGCCCACCCGGUCCCUGCGCGCCUCGUUUACUCUCGCAUCGAACGCCUAAAUAAACCCGCGGUCCUCGCCGGCGUGGUCUCGGUCGUGAAGACGGCGCAAGUCGAUUAGAUUGGACUUUUUGUUAUUGACAACGCGCGGUGACCCCGCCGCUGGUGUUCUAGGGUCUGUGCAUCUUCUCUAUGUUGGUGCUAUAGUGUGUUUGUUGCUAAAGUCGCCGUGAUGUCUAAGUUUGCGACUCCGAUGCGUGCGAGCUGCCCUGCGGUGUUAUGCUGCAAAAGAUUCCCCGAAAUAAAAUAUGAAUGUUCUUCGCCGGAGGUGGCCGGUGAUGUUGGCCCCCAGCGAGUACCCUGGUUGUUUUACAAGUACCCAUGUGUGUUUCCUCAGCCCCGGCGGCGGAGCUUCCAUUUGCCAAAGUAUUCCAUUUGUCAAACAGUAAAUAAUAGUGUGUCCGGACGUGACGCGCGAGCUGUAAUCCCGCGAGCGCGACCGGAAAAGAAUGUCUGUCCCCAACCCUUGAUUCCCCAUGCGUCUUUGUGUGCGUUUUGUACAUGUUCCGACGACGCCGCGACGAACGAACGAAAGAGUGAUAGUAGUGUACCGCCGUGAACGGCUGCGGCCGAGCCCGACGACGCGAUAAUAUUCGCCGUCGGUAUCCUCUCUUCGCGUAAGGUGAGAUUUACUCACCCUCACGCGUAGAGUUCGGGGGGAAACGAUUUCAUCCCCGCGCCAGCCGCCACCACGCUCGUCUCGUACGUAACCGCGGCGCUGUACAGCAUGGCGAGCAGGUCCAAACCCCCGCCGUUGCCAUACCCGGACCCGCUCGAUGACGUGUCGUUUUCCAAUUGGACGCCGCCCUUGUUGCCGCCUUUUUCCAUCGCGGAUCGGCGCCUCUUUGCGACGGGGGCGCCGAGCACCG
Micromonas commoda is the source of this 2147-nucleotide messenger RNA. RefSeq lists its product with no specific name. Bases 56 to 1339 code for a protein of 427 amino acids. The transcript has a single exon. Gene Ontology annotation, molecular function: DNA-binding transcription factor activity. The record is from RefSeq and is a predicted model, not a curated record. Gene Ontology annotation, biological process: regulation of DNA-templated transcription. Lineage: Eukaryota; Viridiplantae; Chlorophyta; Mamiellophyceae; Mamiellales; Mamiellaceae.